Kazachstania africana CBS 2517 is the source of this 1656-nucleotide messenger RNA. Its product is annotated as sugar porter family MFS transporter. Bases 1 to 1656 code for a protein of 551 amino acids. Gene Ontology annotation, biological process: carbohydrate transport; transmembrane transport. Gene Ontology annotation, cellular component: plasma membrane. Gene Ontology annotation, molecular function: carbohydrate:proton symporter activity. The transcript has a single exon. The record is from RefSeq and is a predicted model, not a curated record. NCBI's taxonomy places the organism in Eukaryota, Fungi, Ascomycota, Saccharomycetes, Saccharomycetales, Saccharomycetaceae.
AUGAAUAAUACACCUACAAAUAACACUAACUCAAGUUCAGAGUCAAGAGCUGGCUCUUUUCUCUCAAACGAGUCUAACAAGAAAGAUAAUGUCAUCAUCGAGUUAGACUCUUCAAAUCAAGAACUUCCUGUCGAAAUUCCCAAAAAACCAGCUUCUGCUUACAUUACCGUUGUCAUCAUUUGUCUAAUGGUUGCAUUUGGUGGUUUUGUCUUCGGUUGGGAUACUGGUACCAUUUCCGGGUUUUUAGCUCAAACUGACUUCUUAAGAAGAUUCGGUGAAUUACAAGCUGAUGGAACUUACGCUUUCUCUAACAUUAGAACUGGUCUCGUUGUCUCUAUUUUCUGUCUCGGCUGUGCAAUUGGUGGUAUUCUUUUCUCUAAAUUAGGUGACACUUACGGUCGUAGAAUUGCUUUGGUUAUUGUUACUCUCGUUUAUAUGGUUGGUAUUGUCAUUUGUAUCUCAGCUAAUUCAAAAUGGUACCAAUAUGCCAUCGGAAGAGUCUUUGCUGGUUUGGGUGUUGGUGGUAUUGCUGUUUACUCCCCACUAUUAAUUUCAGAAGCCUCUCCAAAACAUUUAAGAGGUACUUUAGUCUCAUGCUACCAAUUGAUGAUUACCGCUGGUAUCUUUGUCGGUUACAUCUUAAACUACAUCACUAAAUCAACCUUAACCAACUCGUUACAAUGGAGACUCCCACUAGGUCUAGGUUUCCUCUGGGCCAUCUUAAUGAUUGUUGCUAUGUUCUUUGUUCCAGAAUCCCCACGUUACUUAAUCGAAGUCGGCAAGAUUGAAGAAGCCAGACGUUCUGUCGCAAGAUCUAACAAGAUCGAUGUCGAAGACCCUGCUGUUACUGUCGAAGUUGAAUUCUUAUCCGCUGCUGUCGAAGCUGAAAGAGCUGCCGGUAGUGCUUCUUGGGGUGAAUUAUUUUCUACCAACGGUAAGGUUCUACAACGUUUAAUUAUGGGUAUUUGUGUCCAAUCAUUGCAACAAUUAACCGGUGCUAACUACUUCUUCUACUAUGGUACUACUAUUUUCAAGUCUAUUGGUUUAGAAGAUUCUUUCCAAACUUCUAUCAUUAUCGGUGUUGUUAAUUUUGCCUCUACUUUCGUUGGUAUCUACUUCGUUGAAAGAUUCGGCCGUCGUAGAUGUCUAUUAUGGGGUGCUGCUGUUAUGACUGUCUGUUUCGCAAUUUAUGGUGCUAUUGGUGUCAAAGCCUUAUAUCCAAAUGGUGAAAGUCAACCAUCCUCCAAAUCAGCUGGUAACGUCAUGAUUGUCUUUACUUGUUUCUACAUCUUCUCAUUUGCUACCACAUGGGCUCCAAUUGCAUUCGUCAUUGUUGCUGAAACUUUCCCAUUAAGAGUCAAAGCCAAGGGUAUGGCCGUCUCAGUUGGUGCUAACUGGACAUGGAAUUUCUUGAUUGGUUUCUUCACCCCAUUCAUCACUGGCGCCAUUAACUUCUACUAUGGUUUCGUCUUCAUGGGCUGUCUAAUCGUUGCUUGGGUCUACGUCUUCUUCUUCGUUCCAGAAACUAAAGGUUUAUCUUUAGAGGAAGUUAACACUAUGUGGGAAGAAGGUGUAUUACCAUGGAAAUCAGCUAACUGGGUCCCACCAGCAAGAAGAGAUGCCGAAUACAACCCUGAAGAUUUUGUUAAGCACUAG